This is a messenger RNA of Procambarus clarkii (red swamp crayfish), 1308 nucleotides long. Lineage: Eukaryota; Metazoa; Arthropoda; Malacostraca; Decapoda; Cambaridae. The record is from RefSeq and is a predicted model, not a curated record.
AUGAGAGAAAAGUGUCUUUUCUUCGCCUGGCGGGCAGAAAAAGUGCCAUUUUUUAGAACGUCACCCAUGGCAACUCUCGACUGUCAGGUGAUGAAGAGGAGCAGGGAAGCAGUAGUGAUGAUGGUGGUGCUGGCGACCGUGGCGGGCGGCGCACUAACCUCCGUGUUGAAGGAACAACAACACAUUCACAACAGAACCCUAAGAUCAGGAGGCCAAGAAUCAGACACCCAAGAAGAGAGAGACGGGAAGCGAGACUUUCAACUUGGCUAUCUACCUGUUGCUAUUAUUUCUCAAACCUUCAAUGAUACAAUAACAAAAAGCAAUAUGCGCUACUUGAGUCACAUUCAUCUAUAUCAAUCUCCAACGACAUUUUGGCCAAUGUUCGUCAUCCUGGCGGAGAUCCCGGCCACCCCGUGCCCCACCACCGACAACUUCACCCUGGGCACCUGCAUGCCCUCCUUAAAGUGCAGCAGCAGUGGAGGACUCUCCAAAGGCUCCUGCGCCAGCAUACUUUCUUCCUGCUGCUUAAUAACGAGGACGUGUAACGAGGCGACGAGCCUGAACAACACGUACUUCAUCCACCCCGGCGCCACCAACACAGAGCUGGGCGCCUGUACCCUCACCAUCAACAGAGUCGCGCCCAACAUCUGCCAGAUGAGGUUCGAUUUCCUCGCUCUCGAACUCUCGCAGCCGGAUACGAACGGUGUCUGCACUAAAGACUUCCUGACGGUGACCGGCGGAGUGUCCAGUGUCCCAGUGAUCUGUGGCUCCAGCAGUGGUCAGCACAUUUACUACGACGUGGAUCCCAGUGGCGGAGCGGUGAAGGUGACCAUUAACCGCUCGGUGCAGGCGUCGCUCUCAGCUGCCUGGAACAUUCAAGUGACUCAGAUCGCCUGUGACUCCGUAUACCGAGCGCCAGAGGGCUGCCUGCAGCACCACACUGCCACUGCUGGCACCGUCUACAGCUUCAACUUCCGCAACACCGCUGCUAGUCCCAGUGCAGGUACGCGGCAGCUAGCCAGCCAGGACUACGGGAUCUGCAUCAGGCGCGCUGACAACUACUGCGGCAUCACCUGGGAACCUGUCAACGACAAUGGCAACUAUGGCUUCACCAUCUCCUCAGCAGCCGAUGCAAUCUUGCCAGAGCUUAUAGGUACCUUCUACACGAGCAGCCGGGACAGUGACUGCACUACGGACUACGUGGUCAUCCCCGGCGGGAUGUACACCACUUCCUCCACCAGUACUGAAGCCACGCCCGCUGGAAGGUACUGCGGCCUCGGCUUCCCUCCCACCGUUACUAGUAAGUAA